CAAACAAUAGAAAGUGGUAUGUACCAUCAUGGUCUCUACGAUAGGUACAUUUCCCUACGAAGUCAAAGAUUAUCAUUUCUACUUUGCAUUUAUAAAACACAGUUCUUCGCGUGUGGAUCAAUAUAUAUGGAUGAAUUCAUCUGAAAAUCUGUCGUCAACUCAACUUCGCCCGUUGUACUGUCCGUUGCAUUAGAUUGUGCCCCCGGGAUCCCUUUUUGAAGGGGAAUUGUGCCUCGAUCCUUCGCUGCUACCUUUCUAACGGGAUUCAUUUUGCCCCGGCUUUAUGAUAACCACAGCAUGGAAUGAGGCUGGAUAUUUGAAUUGAUUGAAACAGCGAAUUGCUCUGUACUGCAGUAGAGAUGACAAGAACAUAGGAGGAAUUGAACAAACAUUUAAGGUGUGGUAGCUGUGGUCUCCCAGGAUGCCGUUGGUGAAGAGGAGUAUCGAGCCGAGGCACCUGUGCCACACAGUGCUGCCGCGGGCCAUUAAGAAUGAGCUGGAGUGUGUGACCAAUGUGUCCCUAGCUAACGUCAUACGACAGCUCAGCAGCCUCAGUAAGUAUGCAGAGGACCUGUUUGGGGAGCUAUUCAACGAGGCCCACUCCUUCUCCUUCCGGGUCAACUCCCUGCAGGAGCGCGUGGACCGCCUCUCGAUCAGCGUCACACAGCUAGAUCCUAAAGAGGAGGAGCUAUCUCUCCAGGACAUCACUAUGAGGAAGGCGUUUAGGAGCUCAACCAUCCAGGACCAGCAGCUGUUUGCCCGCCAGUCGCUUCCCCCUGAUUGACCUCUGCGACAGACCUUAGAUCAGUGUCUGGGGGUAACUGUGCUUUCCUCCUGCAGGGAUGAUGGUAAGGAGGGGCUGAAGUUCUACACUAACCCCUCCUACUUCUUUGACCUGUGGAGAGAGAAGAUGCUGCAGGACACAGAAGACAAGAGGAAGGAGAAGAGGAAACAGAAGUUGCAGGACCCCCACCUGUAUGAUCAGGUCUAUCGGUACUUAGACCUCCCAGGACAGGUUAGGGGAAACGACCGUACUCUGGAGACUGAGAAGAUCCCGCGGGCGCCUCACGACCGGAAGAAGGAGUGGCAGAAACUGGCGCUCGGGGCAGAGCUAGCUGAGGACGACCCUGAAGAGGCCCUGAAACACAGAGAGCCUAAUGGCUCCGCUCCCUACCACGACAGAGCUCCUAGUUACUUGGAUGGGAUGGACGGGCCAUUCUCCCUAGCAGCGCUGCCCUACAGCCAGAUGAAUGAGCUGCUGAACCGCCCCGGGGACAGAAUGUACACACGACCCCAUGACCCCCCACCACCACCCCCUAUGCACCAACUGGGAGACAUCAAACCCCCCUCCAUGAUCAGCUCCAGUUCAGGUUUUUCAGACAGCAGACCCCAAUCUCCAGCACAGACUCACGGCUUCAACUCCAACACACCUCCCCCUCCGCCACCUCCCUUGCCCCCUCCACCUCCUCCCUUGCCUUCCAUGUCUGGUUUUGGCCCUCGGGGCACCCCUCCUCCUCCUAUUCCUCCUCUACCCAUCCAGCAGCAGCCCCCGGCCAUCCCCCCUCCCCCUGCACCUCUCCAGAUCGCCCCUGGUGUCCUCCACCCUGCCCCUCCCCCAGUGGCACCUCCCCUCCACAUCUCCUCCCCAGCCCGUCUCCAGCAGGUCCUGGACAGGGGCCCGACCCCUGGCCAAUCAGAUGGCACUAUGCUGCCUCCUCCGCCCCCUCCCCCACCCCUCCCAGGGGUACGGAGCUCCUCCCCCUGCCCGCCGGGCCCACCCCCCGUGCCUUCCUUCCUGUCAGGUGCCAUGGCGUCCCCGCUCUCUCACUCCGUGGGGAAGAAACACUCCGCCAACCUGCCGCCCAUCAGCGAUGCACGCAGUGUCCUAUUGGAGGCCAUCCGCAAAGGUAUCCAGCUCCGGAAGGUGGAGGAGCAAAGAGAGCAGGAGGCAGCCAAACACGAGCGUGUUGGGAACGACGUGGCCACCAUCCUUUCCCGACGCAUUGCCGUCGAGUACUCCGACUCAGAGGACGAGUCCGAGUUCGACGAGGGAGACUGGAUGGAGUGAAUGAGAUGGAGGGAGAGGAAAAGAAUAGAGAGGGGGACAAAAGGCAAAACUGUCACCCAACUGUACCCCCUUUAGAGAUGUCAGAAUCCAUCCUUACAACCACUAUUCUCUGUCAGUCUUGUGUUACCUCCUCACCUGUCAUCCUCUACACCUCUCUCUCUCGCCCUCUUGCUCUCUUUCUCACUCCCCAUUCUUUCUAUCCUCUCUCCCCCUAUUUUUCCUCCAUCUCUCUUUUUCUCUCUCUACACCUCCCUCUCUUUCUCUCCCUCUACCUCUCCUUAUUUCUCUCUCCACCCCUCUCUCUCUAUUCUCUCCCUUUCGCUCCCUCUUACAUCUCCCUCUCACUUUCUCUCUCUCCCUUUGUCCCUCUUGUUCUCUGUCAUAUACUGUUCUUGGUGUGUUUGUAGAAAAAUAUCAAUUUCAGUUGUUUGUUCCCCAUGUUCUGGUCGGGAAAUGUUUUUGUACUCAUUUUCUACACUACUACACAUUGUUCAGUGGCUCAUGUUAUUUUCCUUCUUUAUCCUCCAAUUGUAUGAAAUCCUCCUCAUGUACAGUUGUUUAAAAAAUGAACGUUAACCAAACAGUUUUUUUUGUUUCUGAUAACCUUUUAGAGAAAAGUUAUUAACAACCACACCUUUCCCCCCCUUUGUUUCUGAUAACCUUUUAAAGAAAAGUUAUUAACAACCACACCUUUCCCCCCCUUUGUUUCUGAUAACCUUUUAGAGAAAAGCUCUUAACAACCACACCUUUCCCCCCUUUGUUUCUGAUAACCUUUUAGAGAAAAGCUAUUAAC
Messenger RNA from Oncorhynchus gorbuscha (pink salmon), 2861 nucleotides. It is a transcript of the gene wasf1, whose product is annotated as WASP family member 1. The transcript is spliced from 10 exons. Gene Ontology annotation, molecular function: protein kinase A regulatory subunit binding; Arp2/3 complex binding; actin binding. Gene Ontology annotation, biological process: actin cytoskeleton organization; positive regulation of Arp2/3 complex-mediated actin nucleation. The record is from RefSeq and is a predicted model, not a curated record. NCBI's taxonomy places the organism in Eukaryota, Metazoa, Chordata, Actinopteri, Salmoniformes, Salmonidae. Gene Ontology annotation, cellular component: SCAR complex; cytoskeleton.